Molecule: messenger RNA, 1085 nt
Organism: Achroia grisella
Lineage: Eukaryota; Metazoa; Arthropoda; Insecta; Lepidoptera; Pyralidae
Exons: 8
Coding region: 1-987 (328 amino acids)
Source: RefSeq, a predicted model, not a curated record
AUGGGUGUCCAGAAACAGGCUUUCGCUUUUCUCGUCAUCGCCGUAACUUCCGCUGCAGCGUUAGGAUCUGGACCUUACCUGCCCAGUGGAUGGAGGCCUAAGGGUCCAGCCUUUUAUUUGCCGUCAGAAACUCAACAGAAACCAGAAGAUAAUCCACUAAAAGAUGUUAUAUUCCAAGAGACGGAAGCAUCCGGUUCAGAUUUCUUACGCGAAUACGGCCCACCCAAGAACGAAGAGAUUAUCCAAGACAUCACAAGGCAAAGUCUACCUGAAGUCAUCACAGAACAAGCCUUCGCAGUAAUUGAAGCCAGAUUCAAUGACGACGUGAAAGAAAUUAGCAGUGCUGUGACAGAAAAUGCAGAAAUUAGAUCUGAUGUAGCUGUAGAAGUAACAGGAGAACUUAGAACAAGCGACGAAGUUGCAGCUACCGAAUCUCAAGUAGUUGAAGAGAGAACUACAGAGUCCGCCAAUGAAGCCACUGAAACUGCUGUAAAAUCUGUAAUUCAAGGAAAAUCACUUAAUAUUGACAUUGAAGCUUCUAUUGGAAAUACUGAAGAUGAUGUGCAAACAGCAGUUGAUGCUACAGAACGCAGUGCAGCAAUAAUAGUUAAUAACGCAGAAGUUGCUGCCGUGGAAGCAAGGAUACAGAAAGAGGUGGAGCAAGAAGUUAACACUGUCGUAGAGGGAGUCAAGAAUAUUGAAGAAGCCAUUGUUAAUAUUGAAAAUGAGAAAGUAUUGGAAAGGCAAAUUGCUGAAGGCAAAAUUGCGGUGAAGAGUGCAGUGGAGAGCUCUGGAUCCUUGGCUCAGGCCCCUGAAGGUUUUCUAGAGUACGGACCUCCUGGAUUCAGGGAGUAUGGCCCACCGAAGGGAGAUAUCGUUCCCUUAUCCGGAGCACUAGUGGAGAACACACCAGCCCAGGAAAUCGAGAACAAUGAAACAAGAAGGAGGCGUUUCUCACCUAAACUCAGAAUUGCUAGAAAACAUUGAAAUGGCGCAUAAUCUGAAUGAAAACACGAGGACACACCCACGAAAUUGUAUAGUAUAAUUAUAUAAAUAUUAGAAGCAUAUAAAAAUAAAAAAAAUUG